This is a messenger RNA of Phymastichus coffea, 1155 nucleotides long. Its product is annotated as terpene synthase-like. Gene Ontology annotation, molecular function: prenyltransferase activity. The coding region runs from base 22 to 1155 and encodes 377 amino acids. Gene Ontology annotation, biological process: isoprenoid biosynthetic process. NCBI's taxonomy places the organism in Eukaryota, Metazoa, Arthropoda, Insecta, Hymenoptera, Eulophidae. The record is from RefSeq and is a predicted model, not a curated record. The transcript is spliced from 10 exons.
UCGUCCUCAAUCGUAGCUGCAAUGGUGCUAUCCCGUUUCCUCGUUUCCAGUAUUAUAAAAGCUCGUGUAGGCCUUACAGUUUUUUCGAAAAGCGAUUACUCAUCAUUAACGAAUUUUCGAUUAUGUACUACCGCAAGCAACAAUAUUUUUGAAGAACGAAAAGUUUUUAAAAGAUCAUUCGAGUCAAAGCCCAAUUUCCGCAAUGAAGGUCAUAAAAAGUUCGUAGCAUUGCAAACGAAAGAUCUAUCUAAAGCAGAUAUUGAGAAUAUGCUCGUCCCUUAUAAUUACUACUUAUCCGUGCCAAAUGAAAGAUUCGGGUACGGCCUCAUGGAAGGUUUUAAUUACUGGAUGAAAUUACCAAGUGACGUCAUAGAGUUUGUCAAUAACAUAUGGGUAUCGGCAUACGAAGCUGGCGCUUUAUUGGAUGACAUUGUCGACGAAUCACACUCUCGAAGAGGUUUGCUGACAAGUCCUCAGCUAUUGGGUAUUGGUCGUACAGCUAUUUGCAGCCAAGGAGUUUUCUUCCUAAUUUUGAAAAGAAUAUCAGAACUAAACAACCCGAAGGCUGUAGAAACAUAUAUUAACAGUAUGAUUAUGUAUUGUGUUGGAUUAUAUAAGGAGACCGACAAUACGAAAAAAAUGAUUUGUCCAACUUUAAGUGAAUUCGAAGAGACAUGUAUUAAUAAAUGUGAUGGAAUAGCAGGCUUGCCUAUCAAAAUGAUGCAAGUAUUGUCCGAUACUAAGACUGAUUAUACUCAUCUCUUGCAUUUAUUCAGUCUUCAUUGCCAAUACAUCAACGACGUUGCAAAUAUGAGCGAGCAAAAGACAUGGAAUGCAAAAUCUUACCUUGAAGAUAUUUCUGAAGGAAAAUUCACACUCCCAACUAUCCAUGCUGUUCGCAGUGGGACAUUUGAAGGGCAAACUGUACACAACAUUCUACGUUCAAAAACAAAAGAUGUAGCAACAUUGAGUUAUUGUUUAUCUUUACUCGAAAAACUUGGAUCAAUUGAAUUCGCUAUAAAUACAACAAGAUCACUUGAAAAUAAAAUAAGAGAAGAAAUAAAGAAAUUCGGUGGAAAUCCUCCACUUGAGGAGUAUCUAGAUACAAUUAUGAACUUGUCAUAUGAUGAAAAGUACCCAACAUAUACCAAGUAA